AUGUACAAAAAAAGUGAAAUUAAAGAUAUUUUAGCACAAGCUGAAUUUUUACAUAUCAACACUUCAAUUCAAAAAUAUUUGCUUAUGUCACAAAUAGCUCAUGGAAAGCAACAUCAGGGAAUUUGUCUUAAUGCAAGCAAGCUGAAUGCUGUUAAAUACGAGUACGUUAAGUACACCCUCUUCCACCACGACCAAAGGGUGUACUUUUCAUACUUGUACUGGCUAAUCGUACCUGCAGUAACAGCUCGUUACAGAUACAAACAAAUUCCGCGAGUCAAUGAUUUGCUGCAAAAGCUUGUUAUUCUUGAUUCCAUUCAGGUAUCUAAAAACAUGAUUGCUGAGACGGAAUAUUUGGCUACUCGGUCUUUAAAUAUGGUCGAGUAUUCGGCUAAAAAUAACGAGAUUUUUCAUCACAGUUGUCGACUUUCACCAGCAGUAAGCAAAGCCAGCGCUGGAGCGAUGGAGAUUGCAAACAUUUUCGCUGUUGAUUCUCUGGCUGCUUUCAUAACAGAGCUUUCGUCUGAUGAGUGGCUUAUUUGCGGUACCUCAGCAGAUGACAAUCUUGAUAAGACAAAAAUGAUCGAUAUGAACAUGUGUCAAGUAAUUAAUAAUAAAAACAUCGCUGUUAUAUUUGGGAAUGAAGGUAGUGGUCUGAGUGAAGAAGUUGAAAAAUUGUGCCAUGUUUUUUUAAAAGUGGAUAAUCAUGGAAGCAACUACAUUCAGUGUUUAAAUGUUUCCGUGGCAACAGGUGUUAUUCUCCAUGCACUGAGCAAAGUACUCCAACAAUAG
Molecule: messenger RNA, 789 nt
Organism: Helobdella robusta
Lineage: Eukaryota; Metazoa; Annelida; Clitellata; Rhynchobdellida; Glossiphoniidae
Exons: 10
Coding region: 1-789 (262 amino acids)
Biological process (GO): rRNA methylation
Cellular component (GO): mitochondrion
Molecular function (GO): RNA methyltransferase activity; RNA binding
Source: RefSeq, a predicted model, not a curated record